Messenger RNA from Epinephelus fuscoguttatus (brown-marbled grouper), 2138 nucleotides. RefSeq lists its product as uncharacterized. The coding region runs from base 87 to 554 and encodes 155 amino acids. The record is from RefSeq and is a predicted model, not a curated record. The transcript is spliced from 3 exons. Lineage: Eukaryota; Metazoa; Chordata; Actinopteri; Perciformes; Serranidae.
GAAGAAGAAGAAGAAGAAGAAGAAGAAGAAGAAGAAGAACCGAGCGGAGCCUGGAGCAUGUCGUGAGCAGGACUUUCUCCUGAGACAUGUCGGUGCAGGUGUGGUGUCUGUCGUUCCGGCAGCCGUACGCUGGUCUGGUUCUGGACGGAGUGAAGACGGUGGAGAGCCGCUGGAGGCCCCUGCUUGCCCCGCUGGAGAACCAAACCCUGGGGGUCCACAUCGCCCAGCGGGACUGGGAGGGGGAGGAGUGGAGGGCGGUGCUGAGCGGAGCGCUGGGAAUGAACCGGGUUCAGAUCCAAACACUCCUGGAGUCCGGAGAGAGGUUCGGCCGCGGCGUGGUAGCAGGAUUGGUGGAUGUGGGAGGGACAUGGCUGUGCCCCGCCUCCCUGCAGGGGGAGGAGCUACAGUGCAUGGAGCGCUCGGCUGUUCUGACUGGUCUUCAGGAGAAACACCUGACUCACCUGUCCAACCCUCGCUGGCUGAAGGAGCCUCUGAGUGUCAGGGGGGGUCGGGACCUCUGGACCGUGGACAUCCCAGCUGAGCUGUUACCGUGAUGACACUCACUCACAGAUCACACAGAGCUCUGCAGCAGACGUCUUAUUGGAGGAUUCAUCAGACGCUGAUGUUCCUGUGCUGCAGGAAGAAGUUAGCAUGUUAGCACUUCCUGUUCCCUCGGCUUGAAGUCAAUCCAAACGUCCUCCGUGUGGACCAGCGGACCUCAGUCAUACGUACUGUUCUUUGUCAUCACGUCAGCUCUCAGUGCAGAGACUGCCAGCCGUUGAUCGACAGCCGUCAAGACUGUUUAUUUGUUGCCAUGGAAACCUUCAAGCGACUGUUACAAUCAGGGUAACUACUGUCGUAUCGUGUCCCCUCAUCAUCAGGCUGCAGUAACACACUCUGUCACCUGUAUCUCACCAUGUUGAAUGUUAUUUCUGACCGACAUGACUCAAGUAAAGUCUUAAUAUUCCACAGUAACAUGGGCGUCAUGUUGUAGUCACUAUGGCAAUGAAUUCUGGGUAAUUAAAUCAGUGAAGUAUGCAGACAGUGCACUUUGGGCCCCUGUGGCCUGGAUGAAUUGUGGAUUUGGGGCCCUCAGUGCUUCCAGACUUCCUAAGAAUGCGCACACAAAGUCCACAAGUCUGCGAGUGCGGUGAAGUCUGGACGUUUUUGUCUUUGUCGUGCUGUCAGUGUGUGGUUUGACCCCAAGACACUGAAACAGUCAAAGGUUUAUUUAUUCUAAUGACACGUAAAUAUUCAAAUAUACCAUCAUGGAUUUACUGAAUCUUUUUUUUUCAAGUCAAAAGCACAGUUUAAAUGUUUUUAAUGGUCUGGGUAACACGGAGUUAAUACCCUGCAGCAUUAACCCCGUGUUACCCAGACCAUUGAAAACUCGGAUGGUUGAACUGACUGACUCACCGUGGUGACGUUAAGUCAUGUGACUGUGGUGACAUUAAGUCAUGUGACUGGUGACAUUAAGUCAUGUGACUGUGGUGACGUUAAGUCAUGUGACCGUGGUGACGUUAAGUCAUGUGACUGUGGUGACAUUAAGUCAUGUGACUGGUGACAUUAAGUCAUGUGACUGUGGUGACAUUAAGUCAUGUGACUGGCGACAUUAAGUCAUGUGACUGGUGACGUUAAGUCAUGUGACUGGUGACAUUAAGUCAUGUGACUGUGGUGACGUUAAGUCAUGUGACUGUGGUGACAUUAAGUCAUGUGACUGGCGACAUUAAGUCAUGUGACUGUGGUGACAUUAAGUCAUGUGACUGGCGACAUUAAGUCAUGUGACUGGUGACAUUAAGUCAUGUGACUGUGGUGACAUUAAGUCAUGUGACUGGCGACAUUAAGUCAUGUGACUGGUGACGUUAAGUCAUGUGACUGUGGUGACGUUAAGUCAUGUGACUGUGGUGACAUUAAGUCAUGUGACUGGUGACGUUAAGUCAUGUGACUGUGGUGACAUUAAGUCAUGUGACUGGUGACGUUAAGUCAUGUGACUGUGGUGACAUUAAGUCAUGUGACUGGCGACAUUAAGUCAUGUGACUGGUGACGUUAAGUCAUGUGACUGUGGUGACGUUAAGUCAUGUGACUGGCGACAUUAAGUCAUGUGACUGGUGACGUUAAGUCAUGUGACUGUGGUGACA